Messenger RNA from Carassius carassius (crucian carp), 1918 nucleotides. Its product is annotated as uridine-cytidine kinase-like 1. The record is from RefSeq and is a predicted model, not a curated record. The coding region runs from base 280 to 1887 and encodes 535 amino acids. Lineage: Eukaryota; Metazoa; Chordata; Actinopteri; Cypriniformes; Cyprinidae. Gene Ontology annotation, molecular function: ATP binding; kinase activity. The transcript has 15 exons. Gene Ontology annotation, cellular component: cytoplasm.
GGAUAGGUUAUCCUCUUACGUUUGUUGGAAGCACAUUAGGGAGAGAGAAAGAGAGAAUGUUUUUUUCUUGAAUGGUCCCAGCCCACUAAACGCUUGUGACAAAGAACACAAAACCGAACCGACGUAGAAAGCACAGUUUUGUUUUCCUCCCCUCUGCUUCACUUUCGUUUCUUCCUGUUCUUUGGCUCUCCUCGGCUUGCCAGAGGGCAGGCGCUCUAGCGUCUGUGUGUGUGUGUGUGUGUGUGUGUCCCAGCGCUGAUCUUUCUCUGCGCACCCAUAAUGAACACACUCCCAGCAUACUCGGGAGCCAGGAUCUCAGGCUGCUGGGCUUUUAGGGCAGAUGGAAGUGGCGGUGGGGAAGGCUCUCUGGACAGGCUCCUCCCAUCCGUCAACACCAGCCUGUCACCACGAAAGCGGACCACCAGCCAGUGCAAAUCAGAGCCUCCACUGCUGCGGACCAGUAAGAGGACCAUCUACACCGCCGGACGCCCACCGUGGUACAAUGAACACGGCACCCAGUCCAAAGAAGCUUUUGUUAUCGGGCUUUGUGGAGGCAGUGCCUCAGGCAAAACAACAGUUGCUCGUAAAAUUAUCGAGGCCUUGGAUGUUCCUUGGGUGGUUCUUCUGUCAAUGGAUUCCUUCUACAAGGUUCUGACGGCCGAACAGCAGCUGCUGGCUGCUAAUAAUGAUUACAACUUUGACCAUCCAGACGCCUUUGACUUCAGCCUGCUGGUGCACACUAUCCGCAAACUCAAGCAGGGCAAGAGCGUGAAGAUCCCGGUGUAUGACUUCACCACACACGGACGGCAGAAAGUAUGGAAAACGGUGUAUGGGGCCAGCGUCAUUAUAUUUGAGGGCAUCAUGUCAUUUGCAGAUAAAGAGCUGCUGAAGCUGCUGGACAUGAAGAUCUUCGUGGACACAGAUUCUGACAUCCGGCUGGUACGGAGGCUCAGGAGGGACAUCACCGAGCGCGGCCGGGACAUCGAUGGAGUGAUCAAACAGUACAACAAGUUUGUGAAGCCAGCCUUUGAGCAGUACAUCGAGCCCACCAUGAGACUGGCAGAUAUCGUGGUGCCUCGGGGUGGCGGCAACAUGGUGGCCAUUGAUCUUAUAGUGCAGCACGUCCACAGUCAGCUGGAGGAGAGAAAGCUCCGCUGGGAUAUGGCAGCCCUGGCGUCUGCCCAUCAGGCCCAGCCCCUUCCACAGACCCUCAGUGUUCUGGAGAGUACUCCGCAGGUCCGGGGCAUGCACACCAUCAUCAGAAAUAAAGAGACCAGUCGAGACGAGUUCAUCUUCUACUCUAAGAGGUUAAUGCGGCUCCUCAUCGAGAGAGCGCUGUCCUUCCUUCCAUCUCAGGUUCACAUUGUUCAGACCCCACAGGGAGAAGAUUACGAGGGCAGAACCUUUCAUGGGAAGAGGAUAACAGGUGUGUCGAUUCUCAGGGCGGGAGAGACCAUGGAGCCCGCACUUAGGGCCGUGUGCAAAGACGUCCGCAUCGGCAAAAUCCUCAUCCAGACCAAUCAGGACACAGGAGAGCCGGAGUUGCACUAUUUGCGUCUGCCCAAAGACAUCAGCGAGGAUCACGUGAUUCUGAUGGACUGCACUGUGUCCACCGGAGCGGCAGCCAUGAUGGCCAUCAGAGUGUUACUUGAUCAUGAUGUUCGGGAGGAUAAGAUCUUGCUGGUGUCUCUGCUGAUGGCUGAGAUGGGUGUCCAUUCUGUGGCCUACGCCUUUCCUCAGGUCAAAAUCAUUACCACCGCCGUCGACAAGAAGGUCAACGACCUGUUCCACAUCAUCCCUGGCAUAGGAAAUUUUGGAGAUCGUUAUUUUGGCACGGAUGCGCCUCCAGACUGGAGCGAUGAUGACAUGGAUGAGCCCAGCUGCUGAUCAUCUCAGUCACGCCGGAUAUUUGUACAUU